GCGUGUACUUCCGAUUAUUGCGUUGUCAAAUGUCAAAAAUAAAGAUGUUGCCGGCGAUGGCUAAAUUACGAAUUUCUUUUGUAUUUUUACUUUACAUCUUAAUAAAAUGUGAAAGUGCUAAUGUCGACUCAAUAUCUAGUGAUAUAAGAUUGAAAAAUGUCGACCGGCUAGUAGAUAUAUCGUCGCAACUCGUAAAAAUUACAUCGAAAAUAACCUUGGAGAACACUGGUGCUUCGCCGGUAAAGAAUUUCCUGAUAGCCAUUGAAGAAUCUGCAAAGAACAAUGUUGCAUUUGUUGGUGCUAAGGAUAGCAACAAUAAAGAUUUAAAACUUGUCGAGACUACCGUAAAGGGUUAUGAGUAUGUCAGGUUCUGGCGUGUGGAACUCAAAGAUGCUAUCAACUCGGGCGCUACACCGUUAGUCACAGUAGAAACAGUUUUCACAAAAGCUCUCUUACCAUACCCCACAGCCAUUACUCAACAAGAAGACCAACUAGUCAAAUACAUCGGCAACUUGUACACGUACUCGCCGUAUUACAUUACUUCUAUGAAAACAAGCGUUGUUCUAAACACUAAGAGCGUUGAAACGUUCACUAAGGUGAAACCUUUCACUCAACAAGAUGGUAUGAUUCAGUAUGGUCCUUAUCCUAACUUGAAACCUUUCAGUGAGAAGGAAUUGCUCAUCCACUACAAGAACAAUGCUCCAUUCCUGACUGUCACACGUGUCGAGAGGUUGAUUGAGGUGUCUCACUGGGGCAAUAUUGCUGUGGAGGAGGUCAUUGAGAUUGAACACACAGGUGCCAAGUUGAAGGGCCCAUUCUCCCGUUAUGACUACCAACAAGAUCACCACAGUGGGCCCGCUAGUGUCAGGUCUUAUAAGACUCUGCUGCCUGCUGCUGCCUCAGAUGUGUACUACAGAGACACUAAUGGUAACAUCUCCACUUCCAAUAUGAAGGUGAAGAAAGACUCCGUCGAGCUGGACUUGAGACCUAGGUAUCCUCUGUUUGGUGGAUGGAGAACUCACUACACACUUGGCUACAAUGUGCCCAGCUAUGAGUACUUGUAUCAAUCUGGCAGUGACUACCUAUUGAAGAUGAGGAUUGUUGAUCAUAUCUUUGAUGAUAUGCAAGUUGACGAGGUGGUCACAAAGAUUAUCUUGCCUGAAGGUUCAACAAGUGUGAAAGUAAACCUGCCAUACCCUGUAACUAGAUUGCCGGACAGCCUGCACUUCACCUACCUGGACACGAAAGGCCGUCCUGUGAUCUCAUUCAGUAAGAAGAAUAUUGUGGAGAACCACAUCCAAGACUUCCAACUACGCUACACAUUCCCACGCCUCCUCAUGUUGCAGGAGCCUCUACUUGUUGUAGGAUUCCUCUUUGCCUUAUUCCUGUGUGUAAUAGUCUAUGUAAGAUUAGAUUUCUCUAUUCAUAAGUCUGAACAUCCUCAUAAAGAAUAAAUUUACCAUAAAAUAGCACUUAAUAUAUUUAAUUUCUAUUACUUAUGUUUAAAUGAAACACAUCUAGUUCUUGUGCAAUGUUAUGUGCUGAUUACAAGUGAUUUUUAAUUA
Messenger RNA from Spodoptera litura, 1565 nucleotides. Its product is annotated as dolichyl-diphosphooligosaccharide--protein glycosyltransferase subunit 1. The record is from RefSeq and is a predicted model, not a curated record. NCBI's taxonomy places the organism in Eukaryota, Metazoa, Arthropoda, Insecta, Lepidoptera, Noctuidae. Gene Ontology annotation, cellular component: membrane; oligosaccharyltransferase complex.